AUGGCGAUCAGGCAACAUCUUUGCCUAGAAAGCCACACAAACUUUAGUGCCCGCCCUUGAGCUUGAAAGAGGAGUUUUUCAAACCAUCGAGUACUGCAUUGCUAGAAAGGAUGGGAAGAGAGAAGUGCAGAGAAACUUCCUCUUCCGGAUGACUCGUGGGAGAAAAGUGGUGGGCAGAGCGGCUUUUGUGCUCUUCCCGGGGUCGAAGCAGCAGCUGGCAGACAAAGAGAAUGGCAAUAAGAGCGCUUUGGACAACUGAGGAUAAAAAGCAACAUUGAAUAGGAAAGCAAGUCAGUCCCGAAAUCAAAAUAUUUUCCAUUUCCUUCACAGAGCCUACAAUUCUUCACCUUCCUCAGCAAGUGAGAGAGAAAUGAGAGAAAAUCAGGAAGAGAUUUCUAGCUCGGAAAAGAAGAGUGUGAAAUUCAAGCAUACAUUACAUGAAAAGUCAAGGGAGAUUAUUCUUCCAUUAGGUAAAAGACGGAAAUAUCUGGAAGUUACUGGGAGGAAAAGGUCAAUUGGAAAUCAAUGUAGAGCAGACAGUCCUGAUGGUGAGAAAAUUGAAUGUCCUGAUUGUGAGAAAAGUUUGUCUCAGAAUUCCCAGCUCAUGAAACACCAGAGGACUCACACGGGCAAGAAACCCUUUGAAUGUCCUGAUUGUGAAAAAAAAUUCACUACCAAUUCCAACCUUAUUAGCCACCAGAUGAUUCACACAGGUGAGAAACUCUGUAAAUGUCUUGAAUGUGGGAAUAGUUUUAGUCGGAAUUCUGACCUUGUUGCACAUCAGAGGACUCACACAGGAGAGAAACCAUUUGAAUGUCCUGUUUGUGGGAAAAGUUUUAGUCGUAAUUCCAGCCUGGUGAUACACCAGAGAACUCACACAGGAGAGAAACCCUUUGAAUGUCCUGAUUGUGAGAAAAGUUUCAGUACCAGUUCCAGCCUGGGGAAACACCAGAGGACUCACACAAGGGAGAAACCCUUUCAAUGCCCUGUUUGUGGGAAAAGUUUUAGUCGUAAUUCCAACCUGGUGAUACACCAGAGAACUCACACAGGAGAGAAACCCUUUGAAUGUCUUGUUUGUGGGAAAAGUUUCAGUCAGAAUUCCAUCCUGGUGAUACACCAGAGGACUCACACAGGGGAGAAACCGUUUCAAUGUCCUGUUUGUGGGAAAAGUUUCAGUCAGAAUUCCCAUCUUAUUAGCCACCAGAAGAUUCAUACAGAAGAUAAACCAUUUGAAUGUUCUGAGUGUGGAAGACGUUUCAAUCUGUAUUCCAGCCUGGUGAAACACCAGAGGACUCAUACAGGAGAGAAACCUUUUGAAUGUCCUGACUGUGGAAGAAGUUUCAGUCGAAAUUCCCACCUUAUUAGCCACCAGAGGAUUCACACAGCAGAGAAACCCUUUGAAUGUUCUGAUUGUGGUAAAAGUUUCACUCAGAGGUCUCAUCUCAUGAUGCAUCAGAGGACUCACACAGGAGAGAAACCCUUUAAAUGUCCUGAUUGUGGGAGAAGUUUCAGUACCAAUUCCAGCCUGGAGAGACACCAGAGGAUUCACACAGGAGAGAAACCCUUUGAAUGUCCUGAUUGUGAGAAAAGUUUCAGGACCAGUUCCAGCCUGGUGAAACACCAGAGGACUCACACAGGAGAGAAACCGUUUCAAUGUCCUGUUUGUGGGAAAAGUUUCAGAGAGAAUUUCAACCUAGUGAUACACCAGAGAACUCACACAGGAGAGAAACCCUUUGAAUGUCCUGAUUGUGGGAAAAGUUUCAGUAUCAAUUCCAGCCUGGUGAAACACCAGAGGACUCACACAGGAGAGAAACCCUUUGAAUGUCCUGAUUGUGGAAGAAGUUUCAGUCAGAAUUACAGCCUGGUGAAACAUCAGAGGACUCACACAGGAGAGAAACCAUUUGAAUGUUCUGAGUGUGGAAGAAGUUUCAGUACCAAUUCCAGCCUAGAGAGACACCAGAGGAUUCACACAGGAGAGAAACCCUUUGGGUGUCCUGUUUGUGGGAAAAGUUUCAGUGAUAUUUCCACUCUGGUUAAACACCAGAGGACUCACACAGGAGAGAAACUAGUGACCUUCAAAGGGGAGAAACCGUUCAAGUGCCCUGAGUGUGGACAGUGCUUCAGGCAACAAUCCACCCUUAUCACACACAGGAAAAUCCACAUCAAGCCUCAAAAAGGAUGGGAAGAGAGAAGUGCAGAGAAACUUCCUCUUCCGGAUGACUCGUGGGAGAAAAGUGGUGGGCAGAGCGGCUUUUCUACUCUUCCCAGGGUCGAAGCAGCAGCUGGCAGAGCCUACAAUUCUUCACCUUCCUCAGCAAGUGAGAGAGAAAUGAGAGAAAAUCAGGAAGAGAUUUCUAGCUCGGAAAAGAAGAGUGUGAAAUUCAAGCAUACAUUACAUGAAAAGUCAAGGGAGAUUAUUCUUCCAUUAGGUAAAAGACGGAAAUAUCUGGAAGUUACUGGGAGGAAAAGGUCAAUUGGAAAUCAAUGUAGAGCAGACAGUCCUGAUUGUGAGAAAAUUGAAUGUCCUGAUUGUGAGAAAAGUUUGUCUCAGAAUUCCCAGCUCAUGAAACACCAGAGGACUCACACAGGCAAGAAACCCUUUGAAUGUCCUGAUUGUGAAAAAAAAUUCACUACCAAUUCCAACCUUAUUAGCCACCGGAUGAUUCACACAGGUGAGAAACUCUGUAAAUGUCUUGAAUGUGGGAAUAGUUUUAGUCGGAAUUCUGACCUUGUUGCACAUCAGAGGACUCACACAGGAGAGAAACCAUUUGAAUGUCCUGUUUGUGGGAAAAGUUUUACUCGUAAUUCCAGCCUGGUGAUACACCAGAGAACUCACACAGGAGAGAAACCCUUUGAAUGUCCUGAUUGUGAGAAAAGUUUCAGUACCAAUUCCAGCCUGGGGAAACACCAGAGGACUCACACAGGGGAGAAACCCUUUCAAUGCCCUGUUUGUGGGAAAAGUUUUAGUAGUAAUUCCAACCUGGUGAUACACCAGAGAACUCACACAGGAGAGAAACCCUUUGAAUGUCUUGUUUGUGGGAAAAGUUUCAGUCAGAAUUCCAUCCUGGUGAUACACCAGAGGACUCACACAGGGGAGAAACCGUUUCAAUGUCCUGUUUGUGGGAAAAGUUUCAGUCAGAAUUCCCAUCUUAUUAGCCACCAGAAGAUUCAUACAGAAGAUAAACCAUUUGAAUGUUCUGAGUGUGGAAGACGUUUCAAUCUGAAUUCCAGCCUGGUGAAACACCAGAGUACUCACACAGGAGAGAAACCCUUUAAAUGUCCUGAUUGUGGGAGAAGUUUCAGGACCAGUUCCAGCCUCGUGAAACACCAGAGGACUCACACAGGAGAGAAACCUUUUGAAUUUCCUGACUGUGGAAGAAGUUUCAUUCGAAAUUCCCACCUUAUUAGCCACCAGAGGAUUCACACAGCAGAGAAACCCUUUGAAUGUUCUGAUUGUGGUAAAAGUUUCAAUCAGAGCUCUCAUCUCAUGAUGCAUCAGAGGACUCACACAGGAGAGAAACCCUUUAAAUGUCCUGAUUGUGGGAGAAGUUUCAGUACCAAUUCCAGCCUGGAGAGACACCAGAGGAUUCACACAGCAGAGAAACCCUUUGAAUGUUCUGAUUGUGGUAAAAGUUUCACUCAGAGGUCUAAUCUCAUGAUGCAUCAGAGGACUCACACAGGAGAGAAACCCUUUAAAUGUCCUGAUUGUGGGAGAAGUUUCAGUACCAAUUCCAGCCUGGAGAGACACCAGAGGAUUCACACAGGAGAGAAACCCUUUGAAUGUCCUGAUUGUGAGAAAAGUUUCAGGACCAGUUCCACCCUGCGGAAACACCAGAGGACUCACAUAGGGGAGAAACCGUUUCAAUGUCCUGUUUGUGGGAAAAGUUUCAGUGAGAAUUUCAACCUAGUGAUACACCAGAGAACUCACACAGGAGAGAAACCCUUUGAAUGUCCUGAUUGUGGGAAAAGUUUCAGUAUCAAUUCCAGCCUGGUGAAACACCAGAGGACUCACACAGGAGAGAAACCCUUUGAAUGUCCUGAUUGUGGGAAAAGUUUCAGUCAGAAUUACAGCCUGGUGAAACAUCAGAGGACUCACACAGGAGAGAAACCAUUUGAAUGUUCUGAGUGUGGAAGAAGUUUCAGUACCAAUUCCAGCCUAGAGAGACACCAGAGGAUUCACACAGGAGAGAAACCCUUUGGGUGUCCUGUUUGUGGGAAAAGUUUCAGUGAUAUUUCCACUCUGGUUAAACACCAGAGGACUCACACAGGAGAGAAAUUAUGAGUGUCCAGCCUGUGGGAAAGAUCUCAGCACUAGGUUUAACCUUCUAAAUCAUAUACUUAUACACAUAAGGGAGAAACCAUUUAAGUGUCCCAAGUGUGGACUGUCCUUCAGGCAACGUUCCACUCUUAUUGCACACAGGAAAAUCCACAUGAGACCCAAAGUGAUGAGUGUAGAGAAGGCUUGAAUUUCAUUUCUAAUGUCCCGUUUUAAGUCCAGUUGAGAAACUGACUAUUUAAUUAGACUACAAAGAAUUUGUAAUGGUAUUGGGCUGAUUUUUUUUUUUUUUUGCAAAUAUGUAAUGAUAUUAGAUGGGAUGGGAAAAAAAAGAAAUUGCAACCUAUUAGUAUGAUAAUGGUUAUCUGGCCAUCAGCAGAAGUGGUUGUGGGAUAUUUAUUUUUGCAGAAAUUGUGCAAUUAUGUAAAAAUAUAUUGGGAGCAUUCUUUGCAUUUUUAUCAUGGGAGAUGAUAGAAAUGCCACAUAUAGAGUCCCAGCCUUUUUCUUCCUUGCCUGCCCCAAGAUUUUCAGCCUCAAAAUUCCCCAGCCAGCAUCUCUUGUGGAUUGGAGCACUCGGACUAUAGUUGGAGAUUGUGGUUCCUCGUAUAAGGAGAAAGCGAAAGAAGAGAAGUAGAGGAGUUUCAACUUUCAUUUUUUCCUAACAGUUCCAGGAAUUCAGUGCACUAAGCACGUCUGUUCAGAUUGUGUCAGGAAUGAGGCACACAAGUGGAAGAAACCAUAUGAAUAGCAAAUAUAUUGGGGAGUUUGGGGUAGUGACAAAACCAGUGUAAAAUUUCAGAUGUAAAUGCCGUUGUGCCUUGCAGGUGACCUUCAAAGGUAUGGUAUGGGGAAAGUAGGAUACAUGGUUACUUUCAAAGACACUGUAUAAGAAAUGUUUUUUUGUUCGUUUGGGAGAAAAUUAGAGAACAGCAUUAUUUGAAGAUACCACUUUGGCUUUCAACAAUGGAAGCACUUGUUCAUCAAAAUCUAUAUAUAUAUAAAAGCAAAAAGCACUCACGCCAUAAUCAUGAAAUCUCCAGAACGUAAAAGCUUACAAACUUGAAAUUUGCCACGUAUGUUCCUCUUGGCUUCUAGGUGCUCAUUAAGAAAGGAUUUUUCGAAAUGAUCAUCAGAUCAUUAGUAUUUUCUAUAUUAUAACACACACUGAUGCUAAUGAGUUAGAUGUUCUACUCCCCCUUCCAACUUGAAAAUAACUCUGGAGAGAAGGAGAUAGCAUAGGACAGGCUUCCGUCGGGUAAGGCUGAGGGAGAGAAGGCUAGAAAGCCUGAGGGAGAGAAGAGGUGUCAGGGAAUGUAGAUUUAAUAGCUGUAAGCUGAUGGAAGGUUGUAAGCGGAAGCAACUGAAAGCUGAUGCAAUGGGAAUGAUUCAUCAUUUGGAAUCGCUGGUUUAAAACUCUGAUGGGGUCCACACAAGACUGUUACCAUUUUAAGAGGUGUCUAUAUAUAGAAUAGAAUAGAAUAGAAUAGAAUAGAAUAGAAUAGAAUAGAAUAGAAUAGAAUAGAAUAGAAUUUUAUUGGCCAAGUGUGAUUGGACACACAAGGAGUUUGUCUUGGUGCAUAUGCUCUCAGUGUACAUAAAAGAAAGAUACAUUUAUCAAGGUACAACAUUUACAACACAAUUGAUGUUCAGUAUAUCAAUAUAAAUCAUAAGGAUUGCCAGCAACGAGUUAUAGUCAUACAGUCAUAAGUGGAAAGAGAUUGGUGAUGGGAACUAUGAAACGAUUAAUAGUAGUGCAGAUUCAGUAAAUAGUCUGACAGUGUUGAGGGAAUUAUUUGUUUAGCAGAGCGAUGGCCUUCGGGAAAAAACUGUUCUUGUGUCUAGUUGUUCUGGUGUGCAGUGCUCUAUAGCGUCGUUUUGAGGGUAGGAGUUGAAACAGUUUAUGUCCAGGUUGCGAGGGAUCUCUAAAUAUUUUCACGGCCCUCUUCUUGAUUCGUGCAGUAUACAGGUCCUCAAUGGAAGGCAGGUUGGUAGCAAUUAUUUUUUCUGCAGUUCUAAUUAUCCUCUGAAGUCUGUGUUUUUCUUGUUGGUGACCAUUAGAGGGCAUCUCUCUCUCUUGUGUAUCUUAUUGCUUUCCUUGUGUUCGUAGCUGUAUGAUAAGGUAUCUACCAUGUAUAUGUAUGUAUAUAUUUAGUUGUAUAUAAACCACUGUUAAUUAUCUAAAGGCUCUGUGUUCUGUGUGCUGUGUUUUGCUCCUGGGUUUAUCUCAUAAUACUAGUCACAGCAAAACUCUGAUAAGGUGAUAGGAUAGGAGAUGUUUCUGUGUGGCAAGCCUGAGGAAGAGAAGGGGAGAGGAGAGGCUGACUCUCAUUAAUUUUCAAGCUGUAAGGCACAUAGUUUCAUAGCAAAGCACAGAUAUCCAUCUAAUAUCACUAGUAUGGGAAAUAUCAUUAGAUAUAAAGACACUCUGAAUGAAACGGGUAAGUUCAAAAAUAAACAAGAAUUGAAAGAGCAAGGGAUUGAUGAGGUUUGCAAAUACAAUCUAGAUAUGAAAAAGUUACUAAAUUAUAUGGUUCUUAUACGGAUUUGACAGAAUUGGGUAAGAUAAUUGGGUAAGAUAACAGAAGAGAGGGUGAUAAA
This is a messenger RNA of Ahaetulla prasina, 6874 nucleotides long. Its product is annotated as zinc finger protein 850-like. The record is from RefSeq and is a predicted model, not a curated record. Gene Ontology annotation, biological process: regulation of transcription by RNA polymerase II. NCBI's taxonomy places the organism in Eukaryota, Metazoa, Chordata, Lepidosauria, Squamata, Colubridae. The coding region runs from base 371 to 4282 and encodes 1303 amino acids. The transcript is spliced from 6 exons. Gene Ontology annotation, molecular function: RNA polymerase II cis-regulatory region sequence-specific DNA binding; DNA-binding transcription factor activity, RNA polymerase II-specific.